UACGUUUUGUCUGUAAUUACAACACAGAUACUAUUAAUAAUUGUUACUGUUGACAGAAAAUAAUAUAUUAUUUAUUUAUUUUUAAAUAAUUAUAAUAAUUCGCGCCGAAUAAUUAAUAAAUUGUAAAUAAAAAUAUAAUAAAUUUGAAAAAUGGGAAAAUCUAAAACUGGAAAAACAGCAGCAGCGUUUGCAUUAGUGGGAUUUAUAUUUAUAAUUAUUGCUUUCACCACACCCUACUGGUUACAAACUGAUGGAAAAUUAAAAAAUCCAAAAUUCCAUAGUCUAGGACUAUGGCAAGUUUGUUUCAAAAAUUUCGAAGAUACAUAUCAUCUGUAUGACACUAAAUUUUCCGGAUGCUGGUGGGUGUUUGAAGAAGAGUACUACAUCAUUCACAAAAUCCUACUUCCUGGAUUUUUCGUAACCACCCAGUUCUUUUUCACGCUCUCCUUCACAUUAAUGUUAGUCGGUUCAUUUUUGGCAGCUCUCUACAUGUGUUGCUCGCGACAGCACAACAAAUAUCUCCAUCUACUCUGGGCAAUGGGUACCAAUCUCAGUUUAUCAGGUUUCUGUGGCAUAAUAGCCGUCAUUGUCUUUGGAAUGUAUGGAGAUGGGAGAGAUUGGAUGCCCAACUGGGAGCACAAUGACAUCGGCUGGUCUUUUGCACUAGGAGUAGUAGGAAGUUUUGCUAAUUUAGCUGCUGGCAUUUUGUUCCUCAUUGAGGGAAGACGACACAGGAAGCGAACUGAAAAAAUUUUAAUCGACGAACCGAGAGCACAUCACACAAAUAUUUAAUAAGAUAAUUAUUGCUGAUUUGUUUUUAAUCAGCGGUAUAAGAUAUUUAUAGCAAUAAUAAUAAUAAUAUUAAGGAAUUUAAAGUCAGUCUGACACGUCAACUUUUCAUGAAUAAGACUGACUUAUGACUAAUAUUAAUCCGUCCAUUACGUCUUCUAUUAUUAAAUAUAGAUAAUUAUUAUCAAUCUAAUUGUAUAUAUUAUAAAAAAUAAUCAAGUUUUAUCUUUUGUCUAUUUUUUACAUAUUUAUAAGAUUAAAUGCACACUCAUUAUAUUUUAAUUGUUAAUUGAAAAAUGUUAUCGCAAAUAUUUCUUUUAAUUGUGCCCGUGUAAAAAAGAUUCGUUCCAAAAAAGUUUGAUAUGUGGAACUUUUGAACUUGAGACAGAUUAGAACUUUUUUAGAACUUUUGUAAUUUUGAUAGUGAAAAAAAUGUUUAUCUGGAAUUUGAAUGCAAUAAAAAUUAUAUGCAUAUGAAUUUAUAUGUUGGCAUAUCAAUUAAACAACCAAAUUUUAAAAAAUAUACAACUUUUAUUUACAUUGCGACUUAUGUAAUUAUUUUUUAAAA
Messenger RNA from Microplitis mediator, 1357 nucleotides. RefSeq names its product transmembrane protein 182 (gene kune). NCBI's taxonomy places the organism in Eukaryota, Metazoa, Arthropoda, Insecta, Hymenoptera, Braconidae. The transcript is spliced from 2 exons. Gene Ontology annotation, cellular component: septate junction; membrane. The record is from RefSeq and is a predicted model, not a curated record. Bases 151 to 792 code for a protein of 213 amino acids. Gene Ontology annotation, biological process: regulation of tube size, open tracheal system; septate junction assembly.